This is a messenger RNA of Varroa destructor (honeybee mite), 1691 nucleotides long. RefSeq lists its product as uncharacterized. Gene Ontology annotation, cellular component: DRM complex. The record is from RefSeq and is a predicted model, not a curated record. Gene Ontology annotation, biological process: regulation of DNA-templated transcription. Lineage: Eukaryota; Metazoa; Arthropoda; Arachnida; Mesostigmata; Varroidae.
UGUACUACAAACCUUUUCCCAAAUUAGGUUCUACUCAACAUUCCCGUGAUAGCUUAGUAGGUAACAUACUUGUACCUUAAUCUUAGGGACACGUUGUAGUCUAGAUUUGAAUAGACAGACUUUUUUGGUGUUGAGAGCCAGUGAUCUACCUGAUGGAAUGCUCAACGGCAAUACCGGACGUAAAACUUGAAACACAGAAGUUUUAGUAUCGUACUGACUCACGCAAAAAGCCACAUUUUUUAAAAGUUAAAAGUCGGGCGAAUCGCACCCGGUGUCACCCCAAAAAAAACAGUAAGCCAAUAAUCCAUCUGUACCUCGUGGUCAUGAAAAUUUUUUUUACCACACACCGUACUUUUAGAAUCAAAUUACUCUUGGCCCGUUGUGCUCCACUAAUAAAGAGGGAUGCACUUAUCUAGCUGAGGUGCCGCUAGCGAAGAUCUCUUAGGCCCCAUCUGACGGCCCUGGCUAUAGAUACAUCGGAUGCGCCUCUCCCAACCAAAACAGCCCGUGAAAAACGCCUAAUCGCCUGCUGCAGUGUCAUGAAGUAUAUUCCGUGCAAAGAACUUUAAUAUUUUUAGUUUAUUCGUGCUAUACCUUAUAUUUGACUCGUAAGAAGUGAUAAUUAUUAGAUCUACAGGCCUACAUACUUAAUAAUCAGAUGAUGGAGACUUACUGUCAAAUAUCAAAUAGCCUUUACUCUUGUGUUUGGUCCAGAAUAUACUAAGCAAACCUCUUGGAUUAACAACUGACUUGAUAUCCAUGGAUUAUAAUGUGAUUUUAUAUUACGGAUGAAGGUGUCUUGGUCAUUUGUCAAGCGGGAUACAACGAAAUGACCAGGAAUAUAUCAAGCAGAUGUUCCCAAGAAAGUGUCGUCACUCGUAUUGAUUACAGGCAGACAGCGGCUGUUUUUUAAUCAAAGUAUAUCUGAUAUGUUUAGAGGUGGUUUUACCACAUUGGGAAAUAAAUAAAUUGAAGUGUAACAUCAACUUAUACACGGAAGUUCACUGUGCUGUGAUGGCAUGGCGAUGGAGGGUACGGUGAGCGAGGAUUUUCUCGCGGACUGUGAAGUUCUUCGCAACCCCGUCGCAGAAUCAUCCAGGCUUGAAGAGUCUCUACUCGAGGAGGGCCGUAGUAGAUUCGAGUCGUCAGGUGAUCCGCAGCACAAUAACAAUAAAGACGAGGUGGGCCAAAAUUUGGGUUCCCACAAUGAAUCAAGAGAUACUAACAGUGACCACACAUCACGCGAUCACACAAAUGAGCAGGAAGAUCCAAAGAAAGAUGAACAGACCGAAGUUCAGGAAUUGGCUCAGCUGAGCGCUGAAGAGCUUAUGGAAAAGCUGGAUCACUUGAAAACGAUAGCCUACUCACUUGGGCAAAGUGAGGCUCACGAAAUGACUCGUGGCAGGCUACUAGACGUAUUUGGAAUGAGCAAAUCUCGCCGCUGAAGGGGACCAGACGUCUGCUACAACCUACGAGCAAAUCGACACAACACCCACGAUCUACCAACAAAUGGCUAGCGGCAAUUGUCUUCCAUAAUUACAAAAUCUUAUAAGGAAUGUCUCCAUUAAAACUGUUGUUGAGUCCAGGUCUUGGUCUUUUAGCUUCUAUCACGUUGAAAUAUGUAACGGUAAUGCUCAUUCAUUUGCGUACUAUACGUGGUAGUUUCGUUUGUAGACCCAUCCACAUAAACA